Molecule: messenger RNA, 785 nt
Organism: Motacilla alba alba
Lineage: Eukaryota; Metazoa; Chordata; Aves; Passeriformes; Motacillidae
Product: wiskott-Aldrich syndrome protein homolog 1-like
Exons: 5
Coding region: 1-519 (172 amino acids)
Source: RefSeq, a predicted model, not a curated record
AUGGGGACAGCUCUGCCCUCCAUCCAAAUCCCGGUGUCCCCCCACAUCUUCACCAGCAUCAGCUGGGCCGCUGCCACCUCCCCCCUGCCGUCCCUGUCACCGUGCCACCUGCUCCCUGCCACCUCCCCCUGCCUGAGUGCCACCUCCCCCCUGCCGUCCCUGUCACCGGUGAGUGCCACCUGCUCCCUGCCUGAGUGUCACCUCCCCCCUGCCGUCCCUGUCACCGGCGCGGAGCCGCUCCCUCAGCCUCAGCGACCCUCAGGCCCCUCAGCCGCCGCCAUUGCUGCCGCCCCGGCUCCUCGUGGCCUCCCCGCCCCGCGCCUCCCUCACCGCCAGAAAAAUCCGCGGCGAAGCCAAGAAAUGCCGCAAGGUUUACGGCAUCGAGCACCGGGAGCAGUGGUGCACGGCGUGCCGCUGGAAAAAGGCCUGCCAGCGCUUCCUGGACUGAAUUCCCUCCUGGAUUCCCUCCUCCCCACCCGGAAUUCCCUCAGGAAUCUGGGAAUUUCCUUCCGAAUUUGAGAAUUCCCCUCAUAAAUCUGAGAUUUUCCUCAUUGCUGCGAGUGGGGACUGAAUUUCGCCGCCGUGCUCUCCUUUUCCCGCCUGGAAUUCCCUCAGAAAUCUGGGAAUUCCCUCAUUGCUGCGAACGGGGACUGAAUUUUGCUGCCAUAUUCCCCUUUUCCCACCUGGAAUUCCCUCAGGAAAUUAGGAAUUCCCUCAGAAAUCUGAGAAUUCCCUCAGGAACUUGGGAAUGCCCUCAGGAAUUUGGGAAUUUCCUCAGAAAUCCA